Molecule: messenger RNA, 2564 nt
Organism: Humulus lupulus (European hop)
Lineage: Eukaryota; Viridiplantae; Streptophyta; Magnoliopsida; Rosales; Cannabaceae
Exons: 2
Coding region: 304-2199 (631 amino acids)
Source: RefSeq, a predicted model, not a curated record
UCUAUCGACCGCGUAGGCCAUUUAUUUAUAUUAAAUAAAAAUUUAAUUUUUUUUAAUCAUCAUUACUAUUUUUUUCCUCAUAUAUAUAUUAUAGAUUUUAUUCCACUGGAAAAAAAAAGACAUAACAAAAUAAGUAAUAACCAUUCUUUCUUACUGUGUCUAAUCGCCGUAUGUUCUUGAAAAACAUUCCUCUCUACAAAAAAAAUAUAUAAAAACAUUUACAGUAUAUAUCUAUGAACUACAACAAUUGAUUUUCUCGAAAGAUAGUGGGGUAAUCGUGUGUAUAAUUUUCUCGAGAAAAUCAUGAAGGAGAAGGGAGUAAACUGGUCUUCAUCCUUAACGAACCCAUGUCUUCCUUGGUCGAGUCCGUUGCUCCAUUGGCGAUUUGGGAUUCUGACGAGUCUGGUUCUUGUCGGCAUGGUUGUGGUUUGGAGCAUCGACGGUUGCACCAUAAGGACUUUUCUUGAAGCUUGGAAGUCUAACCAAGAUUUCCUCACUAUGAAGGUUAGUACCACUGGGCUAGAUAAUCUCACCCAUAUCAAUGGCGGUUUGCGUUUAAACUCUUCCAGCAUUGUGGUUAACCAGACCCAGAACCAGAGCCAGAACCAAACCAACUCGACCCGGUUGAGUACUCACUUCAAUUUUGAUACCCCACUUAAUCUAACUCAUUACGAGCCACUUUUGAGUCAGAACUCGUCUAUUAUUUCUAGUGAGUCGGACCAGAAUCUAACUCGUCCUGUAGUAGUUCCAACCCCGGUGAGUUUGAGUUGGGUUGAAGCUGAGUUAGAGCCAAACGUGACGUCUAAUCUCCUGGCCCGGUGGUUAAGUCCUGGAGGAUUGCCUUGCAGGGAUUCUAGGACGGUGGAGAUUGCUAUUCCUGGCUUGGACGGUCAGGAUUUGAUCGAGUUGCCAGCCGGUAAAAUCCAUGAAUUUGGGUUUCAAGCGUUGGAUGAGGUUAAGAAUCCUCGUUGUUUAGGUGGGGAUUACUUUGAGACUGAUCUUUCUGGGGAUUCAUGGAAAUCUAGGCCUCUAGUGAAAGAUUUUAGUAAUGGGUCUUACUCCGUUUCACUUCAAGUACACCCAGAUUUCGUAGGUACUUACAAUCUUACUAUAAUACUUCUUUUUAGGCACUUUGAGGGUCUUAAGUUUUCACCUUCUAGAUUUGCCUAUGAUAGAGAGGUUCGUAAGAUUCAAAUCAGGUUCUAUAAUAGCAGCUCUGCUCAAUUGCCAACGAUUCCAUUUUGCAAGGAAUCUGAUUUUGGUAGAGACAUUUGGUCUGGAAGGUGGACUAGGCAUGGAAGAAAUGAUGCUUGUGAAAUUGGAAAUGAUGGCCGGUACCGAUGCCUGGCUGCGAAAUUUCCAUGCCAGAAGCCAUGGUGUGAUGGCUCACUGGGGUCUUUGGAGAGUAAUGGUUGGGUUUACUCAACACAUUGUUCUUUUAGAUUGUUUUCAGCUGAUUCUGCUUGGAAUUGCUUGAGUAACAGAUGGAUUUUCUUCUGGGGAGACUCUAAUCACGUGGACACAAUUCGGAACAUUCUCAAUUUUGUCUUGGAUCUGCCUGAGAUACACUCGGUACCUAGACGAUUCGAUAUGAAUUUCACUAAUCCUAAGAACCCUUCUCAAACAGUUAGAAUCACAAGCAUAUUCAACGGUCAUUGGAACGAAACACAGAACUAUCAAGGCUUGAAUUCUUUGAAAGAUGAAGGGUUUAGGAACUUGGUAAAGAAGUACUUCUCUGAAGACACAGUUCCAGACACUGUAAUUAUGAAUUCUGGUUUACAUGAUGGAAUCUUUUGGUCUACCAUUAGAGCAUUCUCCAAAGGAGCAACUUAUGCAGCUUCGUUUUGGGCAGAAGUUUUGGAUUCUGUGAGGCAAAGGGGACUGAAAGCCCCAAAAGUUUUUUACCGUACCACAAUAGCCACUGGUGGGUAUGCAAGAUCUCUGGCCUUCAACCCAAGCAAGAUGGAGGCUUUCAAUUGGGUAGUUUUGGAGAAGUUUAGGCAAGCUGGGGUUGUAUCUGGUGUGAUUGAUAACUUUGACAUGACUUUUCCAUGGCAUUUUGAUAACCGUUGCAAUGACGGGGUUCACUAUGGCCGGGGUCCAGCAAAGAUGAGAUGGCGGGACGGCCAAAUCGGGCACCAGUAUUUUGUAGACCUCAUGUUGGCUCAUGUUCUGUUGAAUGCUCUAUGUGUAAGAUAGAAAGUUAUGCAAAUAUGUUAUGUUGCAGUUCAAAUCUGCAGCGGUUUUGAAUCCAUUUCCAGUCUUUUGAACAAGAGGGAAUUGGCUUUGUGGCGCUACAAAGUGAAUAUAAAUUCAGGCAUUGCCUGAAAUGCACGGCAGGAGGCAAGAAGGAGUUCUAGAAUAGCUUUGUUACUCAGAGAGGAAGUAAAUCUGAGGUAUAGUCUAGUGUGUUCGAUAUAUUGAUUCAUUUGAGAAAGAAAUGGCUGGCAUUCUUAAUUUUUUGGUGUAAGUAUUGAUUUUUAGAUACAUGCAUAUCCCACGCUUGUAGAUUAUUAUGAGGAGUUUUAAUUACUUAAUGAAAGAAUGUGUUGAAUUAGCUCAAA